CCGGCUAUGUGUAGUUUUAUCAGGGCAAUUGUUUCUCUAGGUUAAGGCUUGGCUGGAAAAACACAGGUGUUAGCUUCUUUGUUUAGUUCGGUGGGAAAGCGGCAUGAAAAUGAAGCUCUCUGGUGUAUUAUUUAUUAUUGCCACUCUUGGCAUUGCUUCAGCCUACGCGAAAACGCAAAAAAGUCCCGUUAUCGACAAUAUAACGGACAUGAAAGAACUGAAGAAACUGUUUCGCACAAAAACAAAUGUUCUGAUACUGUUCGUGGCAGGAAUGAAGGACAACAAUGCACUGCUGGCGUCCUUCAGAGAUGCAGCGCAUGCUGUAAAAGGCCAGGGCACGAUGGUGCUGCUCGAUUGCAACAAUUCUGAGGUGAAGAAAAUUUGCAAAAAGCUCAAGGCCACACCAGCACCCUUUGCGCUGAAGCAUUUCAAAGACGGCGACUUCCAUAAGGAUUACGAUCGGCAGCUAACGACAACUAGCAUGGUUAAUUUUAUGCGCGAUCCAACCGGAGAUCUGCCUUGGGAGGAGGAUCCGAUCGGUGCCGACGUGGUGCACGUUCCCGAUGCCGUGACAUUGGGGAAAUUUUUGAAAAAAGAAGUGAAGCCAACACUGGUGAUGUUUUACGCUCCGUGGUGUGGUUUUUGUAAGACGCUCAAGCCCGAAUUUUCUGCCGCUGCAACGGAACUGAAAGGACGAUAUGUGCUGGCCGCAAUUGACGUUAAUCGACCCGAAAACUCGAUCAUUCGCAAGCAGUACAACAUUACCGGGUUUCCAACAUUACUAUAUUACGAGAACGGUCGGAUGAAGUACACUUUCGAGGGAGAAAAUAACAAAGCAGGAAUUGUGGCAUUUAUGAAAAAUCCGGCCGCCCCACCACCGACCAAGCCAAAGGAAGCGGAUUGGGCAUCAGAAAGCUCGUCCGAAAUUGUACAUCUGACGGCGGGAAGCUUUGAACCUGCCUUGAAGGACGAAAAAUCGGUACUAGUAAUGUUUUACGCACCGUGGUGUGGUCACUGCAAAAAGAUGAAACCUGAGUACGAAAAAGCGGCCGAAAUUAUGAAAGCCAAAAACAUUCCCGGAGUUCUUGCAGCGCUCGAUGCAACAAAGGAAGCAUCCGUAGGCCAGCAGUAUGGCGUGAAAGGCUAUCCGACGGUCAAGUAUUUUAGCAAUGGUGAAUUUAAAUUCGAUGUGAAUGUUCGGGAGGCGGAUAAGAUCGUAAAGUUUAUGGAGAAUCCAACAGAGCCGCCACCUCCUCCCGCACCAGAAACGCCAUGGGAAGACGAACCGUCGGAGGUGGUACAUUUGAAUGAGGAAACGUUUAAACCAUUCCUGAAGAAAAAGAAGCACGUACUAGUGAUGUUUUAUGCGCCAUGGUGCGGGCAUUGUAAGCGAGCGAAGCCAGAAUUCGCACGAGCGGCCGAACAUUUCAAAGAGGAUCCAAAAACGGAGCUGGCAGCGGUCGACUGUACCCGGCACAGUGCCGUUUGUUCGUCUUACGAAGUCCGCGGAUAUCCUACAAUUAAGUAUUUCAGCUACCUAAAAACCGUACGCGACUACAAUGGUGGCCGGACGGAGACUGAUUUUAUUGCCUACCUGAAGGAUCCCAGCGCAACACCCCUGAAGACUGACAAAGUAGCCGAGCCGUUUGGAGAUUUUCCCGGUUCUGAUAACAUACUUAUUUUAACUGACGCCAACUUCGAAGAGGUGUCCAAACGGGAACCGAAUCUGCUAGUUAUGUUCUACGCUCCGUGGUGUGGCCAUUGCAAGCACAUGAAGCCCGACUUUGCCAAGGUAGCUCAGCUUUUGGCAACCGAGAAAGUCUCGGCCAAGGUGGCUGCCCUCGAUUGCACGGUGCAUAUGAAAACGGCCGAAAAGUUCCAAAUACGGGGCUAUCCGACGCUUAAGCUCUUCGCCAACGGGCAAUUUCGGCGAAACUACGAAGGCAAGCGCACUGCGCAAGAUAUGCUUCAGUUCCUGCGGACUGAUGGCGCAGUGGCUAAGGAUGAGCUGUAAAAUGAAUGCUUCUUUCUAUUAUCUCGGUACUCUUUAUGCCACUUUGAACGAUCAAAUUUUCUUUACUCACGUCCAGGUAGCAGCGCCAAAGCGCUAGACGCCAUUGUGUGCAUGUACUCACUCAGUUUUGUCUAUUAUUGAAUGAUGGGCAACAUAUGUCUACCUCUUAUCGUAAAACUCUCAAUGUCCUCUGUUUACUAGAUGUAAAUAUUAUGUCGUCUUUGUGUCACGUAUAGCGGAAUUCGUCCGUAUUGCUGUACAACCGUUACUUUGUAAACAAAAUAAAGACUAACUUCAUCACUUUCUA
This is a messenger RNA of Anopheles gambiae (African malaria mosquito), 2321 nucleotides long. RefSeq names its product protein disulfide-isomerase A5. NCBI's taxonomy places the organism in Eukaryota, Metazoa, Arthropoda, Insecta, Diptera, Culicidae. Gene Ontology annotation, molecular function: protein disulfide isomerase activity. Gene Ontology annotation, biological process: protein folding. The transcript is spliced from 6 exons. Gene Ontology annotation, cellular component: endoplasmic reticulum. The coding region runs from base 104 to 2014 and encodes 636 amino acids. The record is from RefSeq and is a predicted model, not a curated record.